This is a messenger RNA of Anopheles funestus (African malaria mosquito), 3759 nucleotides long. RefSeq names its product DE-cadherin-like. The record is from RefSeq and is a predicted model, not a curated record. The transcript has 3 exons. The coding region runs from base 1 to 3759 and encodes 1252 amino acids. NCBI's taxonomy places the organism in Eukaryota, Metazoa, Arthropoda, Insecta, Diptera, Culicidae. Gene Ontology annotation, molecular function: cadherin binding; calcium ion binding. Gene Ontology annotation, cellular component: plasma membrane; catenin complex; adherens junction. Gene Ontology annotation, biological process: calcium-dependent cell-cell adhesion; multicellular organism development; homophilic cell-cell adhesion.
AUGCUAAAGGAGGAACAAUCGGUAGGUACGCCGGUGAUGCGUGUAACCGCUACCGAUCCCGACCCCCGACAAACGAUCGAGUACAGCUUCGUAACAACGCCAGGAGAACGAGCCCGCUUUCGCAUUGACAAGAGCACAGGAGAGAUCACGACGGCUCACAUCUUCGAUCGCGAUGAACCAAUUCGUGAGAAGGAGAUCUACAUCACGGUGCGUGCGACCGAUAAUGGACGACCUCGGUUAGACGAUGUGUGCACCUUCAAAGUGACGAUCCUUGACAUCAACGACAAUCCGCCUGUAUUCGAUAAGGUGCGCUAUGAAGAGUCUGUGACGAAAGACAUGAAAGCGAACCAGCGCGUAGCUACCAUAUCGGCAACGGAUAUGGAUGAUGGGGAUAACAGCAUUAUCAAGUAUGAGAUCGUGCAAAUGAACCCAGACAGCAGUUACUUCAAAAUCAACGAGAACAACGGUGUGCUCACUCUAACGAAACCGGUUGACCGCAGUCCUGGCCAGUACUAUGCCAUACGCGUGAGGGCAUAUAAUGUUGAUCCACAGGGGGAAGCUGUACAAGAUGCGGAGAUGGACGUCAAAGUUCGUGUUGUGGAGUCCAAUAAACUUCCUCCUUACUUCACCAAGGUGCAAGCGACGCCCAUCGUGCUGAAUGAAACGUUCAAGAAUUAUACCGAAUCAUUAGCAGAGUUCGAUGCAGAAUCAAACAUUCCCGAAAAACCAGAAGUCAUCUUCGAGCUCAUUCAAGGCCGUGCGGAACAAACGAAUUCGAAAAACACCUUUCUACUGGAACAGGUUAAUAAUACUGCCUCAAUCAAGCUAGGAAAGACGCUGGAUUAUGAAACCGUGACGGAGUAUACUCUCACAGUGAGCGUGAAAAAUUCACACGACUUAGUCGCAGAAGCUGUGCUGAAGAUUAAGGUGCUGGAUGAGAACGACAUUAUCCCGGUGUUCACGGAAGUGACAUCGGGCACUAUUCCGGAAGACGAACCACCCGGUACUCCUGUGAUGCAGGUACGAGCAUAUGAUCUUGAUGGAACUUCUGCCAACAACAUCGUGUCGUACAGGUUCGACGAUGAAAAUCAACAGUUGUUUCACAUUGAUAGUCGAACGGGUAAAAUUACGUCGCUGGUAAAGUUUGACCAAGAAGCGAAAGAUUUUUAUCCUUUGAAGAUCACCGCCGAAGACAACUCUCCAUCGGCACUGUACAGAAACGGUAAACCGAAUAGUAUCUCUCAGCUAUUCAUCAUUAAGAUCUCAGAUAAGAACGAUCACCAACCGAAAUUUGUAAAAGAUCACUUUGUAGCCGAAAAUGUACCGGAGGAUGCAGAUAUUAACACGGUACUGAUCGAAGUGACUGCUAUAGAUCAAGACACGGCCUCACUAAUUACCUACAGCAUUAUUGAAGGUAAUGUGGGCAAUGCGUUCAAGAUCGAUGAGAAUACUGGUCGUAUCUCAGUAAACAGCCGUCUGGACUAUGAGACUAUCCGUAGCUACCAGUUGAUAGUGCAAGCAGACGAUGGUAUCUUCCAGGACAACGUCACUGUUUCGAUUAAAAUCGAAAAUGUCAACGAUAAUCCUCCACGCUUUAUAGACCUCCGCAAUGUGACGAUCCAGGAAGAAACGAUUCCUCCUGGCUGUAUCAUGACCAUCCAGGCAUUUGAUCCGGACAUUGAGAAUCGAGACGAACCACAACACAUACGAUUCUCGUUUGUAAAAGAACAAGAGGAUUUGCUGGAGAUCGAUGACAACGGAUGUCUGCGGCUAAGAAAAGCGCUUGAUCGUGAUCCACCGCAGGGCUUUAAGAGUUGGCAAUUUAUUAUCACCGCAACGGAUGAAGAUGGCGCAGGAAAGAAAACUCCGGCUACUGUGAUUUUUUUCCUGGAAGAUAUUAACGACAACGCACCGUAUCUAUCGAACGCAAUGCCAGUUGUGUGGGAAGAGAAUCGAUCAUCUGGUUUGAUCGUAAGACUGACGGCAGAAGACGUAGACGAAGCACAGAAUGGUCCGCCAUUCCAUUACAACAUUGAUCCAAACGCACCAUAUGAGAUCAAGGAACGGUUCCAAGUGCAAGGGGACGAACUGUAUGCGCUGGUAAAGUUUGAUCGAGAAGAGCAAAAGGAGUAUCGAGUACCGAUCAGGAUCAGCGACUCUGGUGAAGAACCGAUGAGCGACGUCAGUAUGUUGCAUCUUGUGAUUGGCGAUGAAAAUGACAGCGAGAUGUGGCCGGGUGAUAGUCGUAUCUUCGUUUACAACUACAAAGGCGAAUCGCCCAACACGGAAGUUGGUCGAGUUUACGUGGAUGAUCCAGACGACUGGGAUCUAGCGGACAAGACGUUCCAGUGGGACGAUGCUACUCGUCAUCAGUCGGUGGACUUCUUCGACCUUAAUCGUGAUACUGGCAUGAUCACCAUGCUACAAGGUACUCGUGGUGGAGAGUAUGAGCUGAACUUCCACGUGAUUGAGCAGUCGAGCUACUUUCCGCGCCACAACGUUACAGCCAAAGUGAUAGUAACGGUUAAAGAGAUCCCCGAGGAGGCAGUCGAUAAGAGUGGAUCGAUCCGCUUCCAUAAUGUAACGGCGGAGGAGUUUGUGUCUCGUACAUCCGGUCAACAGACCACUCCAAAAGAUCGACUGCAGAUGAGCAUUGCAAAAACUCUCAACGUGAGUCGCGAGAACGUGGACGUGUUCACUGUUUUGAAGCGCGACAAUGUCAACGGCACAUUCUUGGAUGUACGGUUUUCCGCACACGGUAGUCCUUAUUACGCACCUGAGCGACUUAAUGGAAUGCUCGGCUAUGGACUUCGCCAGCUGGAAGAAGACGUGGGUCUGUCAGUGUUAAUGGUGGGAAUCGACGAGUGCAUCGAAGAGGGUCGCAACUGUGAGCUAUCGUGCAAGAACACACUCUACAAAUCAAACGUCCCGAUCGCAGUUUACACUAACACCAGUUCGUUUGUGGGUGUGAAUGCCUUCGUACAGGCGGAGUGCGUGUGUGAGGUUCCACCACCCUCGCUUACAUGUCUAAAUGGAGGCUUCCUGGUAAAUGAUCGCUGUUCCUGUCUAGAAGGCUUCGAAGGUCCACAUUGCGAGAUGCUAAGCAUCGGAUUCUACGGUAGUGGAUAUGCUCUUUACCCUCCGAUCAGUCCUUGUAAUAUGACGCGCAUCAGUAUAGAGCUUUCGCCCCACCAGGAAGAUGGUUUGGUGAUGUACAUUGGCCCGCUUAACUACAAUCCUCGUCUGCCCGUGCAAGACUUCUUGGCGCUAGAGCUCGUCAAAGGACUUCCAGUACUACUCCUUGAUUACGGUAGCGGCACUAUCCGAAUCGAACAUCGUCACCGUUUCCCGCAAGGCAAACCUUUUACUGUAGAGCUCGUGCUACAGCCGCAGACGAUCGAGAUGAUCGUAGACAACUGCAAGUUGUCCACGUGCAUGAGUCCGAAAGGACCGAACCGCUUCCUUAACGUAAACGCUCCUCUUCAGCUAGGAGGUGCAGCCGUCAAUUUGAACUAUCUUGGAUCAUUGUACAACUGGACGUACAUUCCUCAAGAUAAAGGUUUCAGCGGCUGCCUAAGAAAUCUUACCAUCAACGAACGAUUAUACGAUUUCUACGCAACAAUAAUCUAUAGCAAACCAAACAAUGGCAAACCUAAGGUAGAAGUUGAAAGUCCAACAGUAGCGACAAGUUCGCUCAUCAUGUUUAUGAGACGAUUGAUAAGCCUUGCCAAUAUGAUCAACGCGGGUAUGAUGAACUAA